Molecule: messenger RNA, 1396 nt
Organism: Cornus florida
Lineage: Eukaryota; Viridiplantae; Streptophyta; Magnoliopsida; Cornales; Cornaceae
Product: ethylene-responsive transcription factor 3-like
Exons: 1
Coding region: 298-966 (222 amino acids)
Biological process (GO): regulation of DNA-templated transcription
Molecular function (GO): DNA-binding transcription factor activity; DNA binding
Source: RefSeq, a predicted model, not a curated record
GGAGUAAUUGGAGGAGAGUCGAUACGUGGAGUCUGUGGAGAGAGAAAUUUCGCCUUUUAUUUAUUUAUUUCUUCGCCUUCUCGAUUUCAUCUCUCCCCACAAAAUAUUGAGAAAACAGGGAGUAAAAUACAGAACGAGAAAGAGAAGAUUAUCGUCUUCUGCUCAAAAAAGAGUGGAGUUCUGAUCUUCACCAUGUUUCAUAUCAAUUGAUUCUUCAUUUCUCUGUCUCACCCUUUAUUUUUUAUUUUUUAACACACUCUCUCUCUCUAAAGCCUCCUCCUUUCAUCAAUCAGGCCAAUGCGGAGAGUCAGACCUACCGCAGCGGCCAAGGCGGCGCCACCGACUACGGUGGCCGGAGAAGCCAACCGAUCUGGAUCCAGAAACCCCGCCAACGAGAUUAGAUUCCGAGGAGUGAGAAAGAGACCGUGGGGCAGAUUCGCUGCAGAGAUCAGAGACCCUUGGAAGAAAACUAGGGUUUGGCUCGGGACCUUCGAUUCCGCCGAAGACGCCGCUCGAGCCUACGACGCAGCUGCUCGAACCCUCCGCGGACCCAAGGCCAAGACCAACUUCCCUCUCUCUCCGUACGCUGAUAUCCACCAAAACCCUAACGAUCCCUUCAUUGACCACCGGUUUUACCCUCCGAACCACCUUCAGGACCAACAGAUCAUUCCCCAGAGACCCACCUCAAGCAGUUUGAGCAGCACCGUCGAGUCCUUCAGUGGUCCCAAGCCGCCCACGCAGACGGUGGUGCGACACCCUAGGACGCCGCCGGUGCUGGCGGACGAUGGUCGCAGCGAUUGCGACUCAUCGUCUUCGGUCAUCGACGAUGGAGAGGGAGAGAGAGACAUCGCUUCGUCGUCGUUCCGCAAACCCUUGCCUUUUGAUCUCAAUCUUCCUCCUCCUCCUGAUGGGGUUGACUUUGGUUAUGGUGACGAUGAUCUGCAGUGCACGGCUUUAUGUCUCUGAUGAUCGAUCUACCCAAAACUAUUUGAAUCAAUCCCUUACAAUUCUUCGUUCUCUUUUUUUAUGCCGAGGAACAGACAAGAAGGAGAUGAGGAUAGUUGAGGUUAAGUAAGAAAAAGAUCAAUCGUCUUACUUCUUCGAGUUUACUCAGUCUUUUCAUGCUGUUUGAAGAGAAUUUACCUAUUUAUUUCCCUUCUAAUCUCAUGGUUAGAGUGAUUUGGUGUAUGGAUGAUGAUCUUACAUGGGCUUUUAAAUUUAUGAGCUUUACUAAGUUUUUAUGGAACUUGUAUCACAUAUAAACUUAGUGUAUCAGUUCUGAUCUGAAGUGGGUUUUCAUCUCCUCCUGAUCUCUGAUGCCUCUCACCCUUCAUUUCCUGUAAAAAAAUGUUUUUUUAUUUAAUUUAAUGCUACUCAGAAAAAUUAGAAUCCCUAA